Molecule: messenger RNA, 1331 nt
Organism: Exophiala mesophila
Lineage: Eukaryota; Fungi; Ascomycota; Eurotiomycetes; Chaetothyriales; Herpotrichiellaceae
Exons: 2
Coding region: 1-1170 (389 amino acids)
Molecular function (GO): dioxygenase activity
Source: RefSeq, a predicted model, not a curated record
AUGGCAGGCAAAGUUAACAUGGACGACCUACAACACCUCCCAGCUCAAGUAGGUGUUUCUGACGCUGCCUUCGAGAUAAAGUCGAAUACGGUGGCCUCAAAGUCAUGUCCCGAAUUCACUCCAGAAGCAUAUCCUCCUCUUCCCUCCAACCUUGAGACAGUACAAUUGCCAAUAAUCUCCAUCGACGAUCUUGCAACACCUUUUCCUGACAAAGACUCUACCUUACGCCUCUUUGAAGCAUGCAAAUCACCAGGCAUCUUCUAUCUCAAACCUCCAGCAAAGAUGAGUCACGAACGGGAUAACUUGGUUGCCCGCGCCACCGAAUGGAUCACAAAACUUGAGCCAGCAUUCCAUCUGCCAGUUGAAAAGAAGAGGAAGUAUAAUUUCAUUGACUCGACAAGGAUAUUCGGAUACAAGGAGGUUGGGGCCACUGUGGUAGAUGAUGUUGGCACGGGAGAUACAUCAGAAUUUUGGAAUAUUUCCAAAAAUGAGUUACUCAAGAAGCAGUCUUUGCCCUCCGUACACUCAACCAUGGCUGGGAGAUACCCCGACAUCAUUGAGGACAACAGUUCGAGCUUAGUGGACUUCAUGCAAGAUUGUCAUCUGCUAUGUAUGACCAUCUUGUCAGCGAUAGAACAAGAGCUCGGUGUCCGGCAUGAGUUGCAGAUGAAACACGAAUUCUCCGACACGUCUGGUGACCAUGUCCGCCUGGCCAGAGGUCCUGCCAGGGUGGGUCAAGAGAUAGAAAUUCAGACACCUGCUCAUACCGACUUUGGAACCGUCACUCUUCUGUUCAAUUGGCUGGGAGGGCUUCAAUGGCGAGAUCCAGCUGACCUCAAAUGGAAAUGGGUUGCUCCAAAACCCGAUCAUCUUCUAGUGAAUCUAGGUGACGCAGCCUGCAUUUUCACUGGAGGUUUGUGCAAAGCCCCCGUCCAUCGAGUGGUGCCGGCUCCUGGAGCACAAGGAAGCUAUCCACGAUACUCACUGGGAUACUUUCUCCGGCCAGGAGAUAAGGUCAUAUUAAACAGGCUGUGCGCGCCGACAAUACCACAAGGGUUACCGAUGCCAGGGACGGGCGUGACAGCGGAGAGAUGGAUAGCUAUAAAGGCAGAAGGACUUGGCAUUGGUCGACAAGUAUUGGAAGACACAAACAGCCGCGGCCAAGGUUGACGUUUCCGUAGGAGAUCUAUGGCACGAGAAGAUUUAGGCAGUCAUGAUAUUCCAAGCAACAAGCUGACAAACGUGAUCAGGCACCAGAAAACGGGUGGAAGCACUAAAUGAGAAUAUGGGCUGAGAUCACGGGCGCCUGUUUAGGCAUGAGGUCUGUACCG